This is a messenger RNA of Arctia plantaginis, 1095 nucleotides long. The record is from the annotation of a GenBank genome assembly. Lineage: Eukaryota; Metazoa; Arthropoda; Insecta; Lepidoptera; Erebidae.
AUGCGUUUUAUUAACCUUUUUAAAAGUUUAAUACCAACGCAAGUGCAACUCGUGCGUUUUAGUUCAGAAUACGUGCCGAAACCGCUUCGGAGUUUGAAGGGAAAGUCUACUAGAAACACAGUACAGUAUUAUGUGGACUCCUUCAGGGUACGCGCUGUGGGCGGGUCGGGAGGUGAUGGCUGUAUAUCAUUUCUGAGCGCCUGGUGUAAAGAUCACGCCGGACCUGAUGGCGGGGACGGUGGGAACGGUGGACAUGUAAUUUUUCAGGCAGAUCAUUCCACAAAGAGUUUGAACAACUGCAAGUCUGUGGUGCAAGCCAAGCACGGAGAGAAGGGCUACAACAAAGAUUGCAACGGCAAAAAUGCUCAGCAUGUCAUUGUAUAUGUGCCAAUAGGUACAAUUAUAAAAGAUGAACAUGGCAAAGUGAUAGGUGACUUGAAUGCUGACGGUAUGAUGUUCAUAGCGGCGAGAGGUGGUGCCGGAGGGAGGGGGAACAAGUUCUUCCUCACUGAUACGGAGCAGGCUCCAGACAUAGCAGAACUAGGCGCUAAUGGCGAAGUUAACUAUUACAUGUUAGAAGUUCGCUCCAUGGCCCACAUUGGCCUUAUCGGUUUGCCCAACGCUGGGAAAAGCACCUUGUUACGUGCGCUCACUAGGGCAAGGCCCACGGUCGCGCCCUACCCUUUCACUACACUCAAACCUCAUAUUGGUAUGGUGCCUUACGACGACUACGAACAAGUAGCCAUAGCUGACCUCCCGGGUUUGAUACCCGGCUCGCACAAAAAUUAUGGAUUAGGUAUCCAGUUCCUCCAGCACGCAGAACGAUGCAAAGGUCUGAUAUACUUGCUGGAUUCAACCCAAGACCCCUUAGGACAGCUGGACAUCUUGAAAUAUGAAUUAAAACAAUACAAUAGUUCUUUUAUGGAGAGAAAGUUUUGUGUGGUAUUUAAUAAAAUAGACAUACCACAAGGUAAAGCGGUGUAUGAAAGGGUUAAAAAAGAGAUGGAUGUGAUAGGUGUAUCGGCGAAAACUGGAUUGAAUUUGUCUGAGUUGUUGAGGGUAGUUCGAGAUAUGUAUGAUGGGGAUGAAAGGUGA